AUGGAACAGUCAGACGACAGGAAAGAUAGAAUCUAUCACAAGCUAUGGAAUGCCACCCUCGGCGGAUGCCUGGUGCUGGCGCCCAUGGACAAGCGCCCUACCCGCAUCACCGAGCUCGGGCUUGGGAGCCCGGCCUUUGUCUAUGAUAUCGCGCGGCGAAAUCCCAGAGUCGCUGUCCACACCAUCGACUACUUCGGCUCCCGGUCCUCAGCCCCGCUCCCCCCGGACAUGGCGGACCCCCCGCGGGUCCUCUCCCACAACCUGGAGCUGGGCGACUGGGGCUUCGACGGACGCAUCCGCGGCAAGCAGGGCCUGAUCGCGGCGCGCUUCGAGAUGGACGGCCUCGACUGGAACUGGCGCCACAUCGCGGAGCAGAGCCUUGCGGCCCUCGAGCCGGGCGGCUGGCUGGAGCUCCAGAUGGUCGGCCCGCUGACGUCGGACGACGGCUCGGCCGAAGGCACCGCCCUCAAGGACAUCCCCCGGCACCUGUCCAAGCACGUCGACGACGCCCGCGCCGCCCCGCGCCACGCCGACAUCCUCGCCGCCGCCGGCUUCGACGAGGUCGCGCUCGUGCGCCGCCGCUGGUGGAGCUCGCCCGUGGCCCACCGCGCCGACGUCGACGACCGCGAGGUUGGCCUGUCCAGGAUGUACCUCAGCGAGGUCGAGUCCGCCCAGCUGCUCGAGGCCCAGUGCGAGGAGAUCAAGACCUACCUCAGGUGGACCCCCGAGCAGGCCGCACUCUUCUUGAGCACCGUCAAGGCCGAGAUUACGGAUCCCAACAUCCAGGCUUACUUCCCCGUCUAUGUUGUGUAUGGACGGAAGCCUUUCGUGUAA
Phialemonium atrogriseum is the source of this 834-nucleotide messenger RNA. RefSeq lists its product as uncharacterized. The coding region runs from base 1 to 834 and encodes 277 amino acids. The record is from RefSeq and is a predicted model, not a curated record. NCBI's taxonomy places the organism in Eukaryota, Fungi, Ascomycota, Sordariomycetes, Cephalothecales, Cephalothecaceae. The transcript is spliced from 4 exons.